Messenger RNA from Monopterus albus (swamp eel), 1569 nucleotides. Its product is annotated as thiamine transporter 2-like. Gene Ontology annotation, biological process: transmembrane transport; vitamin transport. Gene Ontology annotation, molecular function: vitamin transmembrane transporter activity. The transcript is spliced from 5 exons. Gene Ontology annotation, cellular component: plasma membrane. The record is from RefSeq and is a predicted model, not a curated record. Bases 1 to 1428 code for a protein of 475 amino acids. NCBI's taxonomy places the organism in Eukaryota, Metazoa, Chordata, Actinopteri, Synbranchiformes, Synbranchidae.
AUGGAUUUCUGCUGCAGCUGGAAGUGUGGCAACAGGCCUUGCCGGGCAGCCCGUUAUACGCCUUGCUGUGCUGGAUGGGUGGGCCCCACUGUGCUGCUCUGCGUCUAUGGUUUCUUCUCCAUGAUGAGACCCAUAGAGCCUUUCUUGACAGAGUUUUUCACGGGACCUUACAAGAAUCUCACCGCAACACAGGUAACUACACAGGUCUAUCCUGUGUUGACUUACUUCAGCCUGGUUUUCCUCAUCCCAGUCCUCCUGGUGACAGACCUCCUGAGGUACAAGCCUGUAAUCGUCCUCCAGGGGCUCUCCUAUGUCACAGCCUUUCUGCUGGUACUUCUUGGCUCGGGGAUCCGCGCAGCUCAGGUGGCACUCUUCAGCUACAGCAUUGCCAUGGCAGCAGAUGUGGCUUAUUUCACCUACAUUUACAGUGUGGUUCAGCCCAGCUACUAUCAGAGAGUGACCAGUUAUGUCCGAGGGGCCAAUCUGCUGGGCUACGCUGUGGGUGCCCUGCUGGCUCAAAUCCUACAGUCUUUGGGCGGGGUGUCUUUGUAUUGCUUGGCUUUUGUGACUCUCAUCUCUGUGUCCAUAGCACUGAUAACUUCCCUGUUACUGCCCAUGCCUAAGACUAGUUUAUUUAUUAAGGAAAACUAUUCUGUACAACAGAGAAACGCAGAUGAGGACGCUGACAAAUCAGAAAGUCAGUACUACAUCUGGGUUUGGAGCGUGACAGCUGCCAGGCAUAUUGGGAGGAUGUUCACAAGGCUCGUAUUGGACUGUAAGCAAUGUUAUUCCUCUGUGGCUGUGCUCUUCUUCUGCAUAUGGGCAGCUACGGGGAGGUGCGGCUUCUACCAGGUUGCAAGCUAUGUCCAGCUCCUCUGGCUUUACAUUCAACCCCAUAACUUCACCGCCUACAAUGGAGGAGUGGACGGCAUCGGCACAUUGUCAGGAGCUGCAGCCACUGUAGCUGUGGGCCACAUGUCUCUGGAGUGGUCUGUGUGGGGGGAACUGCUCCUGGGGGUUUUAACAUUCCUGAUCGCUGGGGCUGUAUUCCUGAUGGAUUUGACCGACAACAUCUGGAUCAGCUACACAUGCUACAUCUUGUCCAAAACGAUAUACAUGCAGCUCGCCACCAUCUGCAGUUUUCAGAUAGCUAAGACACUGAGCAGGAAGCGCUAUGCGUUGGUUUUCGGCAUCAACAUCUUCAUGGGAAUGGUACUCCAGAGUGUCCUCACUGCCAUCGUCAUCAAUACCAAGUCUCUACAGCUCACUAUCACUUCCCAGUUUGUCAUCUACGCCUCAUUCUUUGUUGCUGUUUCCCUGCUGCUCACCGUCAGAGGCGUGUAUACUGUGCUACACAUGAAACGUGCUGCUGCAGGCAACCAGGCAGAAAGAGCCACCAACCUGCCAGAAGGCUCCCAUGAUCUGUGACCAAGCUCUAAAAAUAUACACAACUCACACAAAUGUAAUGGAUUACCCCAGUGCCAGCAAUCAGCAGCAAAAAAAAAGCUUGGACACACUGUAAAUACAUGUGUAGAGCGUCAUUAGCAGGAUUUUCAAUGAUUCACUUUU